This is a messenger RNA of Syngnathus typhle (broad-nosed pipefish), 3779 nucleotides long. RefSeq names its product myosin light chain kinase family, member 4a (gene mylk4a). Gene Ontology annotation, biological process: protein phosphorylation; intracellular signal transduction; positive regulation of apoptotic process. The transcript is spliced from 15 exons. Gene Ontology annotation, cellular component: nucleus; cytoplasm. Lineage: Eukaryota; Metazoa; Chordata; Actinopteri; Syngnathiformes; Syngnathidae. The record is from RefSeq and is a predicted model, not a curated record. Gene Ontology annotation, molecular function: ATP binding; protein serine/threonine kinase activity. Bases 312 to 2588 code for a protein of 758 amino acids.
UUACAUUUAGGUCCGCGGGAUCACUGCAAUCCCAAUAGUGCGGACAGGAGCAGGCACCAGGAAUAUUGCUACGAGAGAACUAUUGCCCAUCAUUUAUAGCUUCUUCACCCAUCUUUUGCUGUUGAAAUUGCUUGUGACAUAUUUUCAAUCCUUUUGUCCGGCGUGUUAAUCGAUAGAUUUGCAUAACUGACGAGAGCACUGAAGGGUAGAGCUGGCUCCAAAAAUCUUUCCGUCUGUUUCACGGACGUUCCCGCUUCUGCUAUCGUUUCGAGUUGGUGUCUUGACGUGAUUUUUGUCUCACUGCGAGAGCCAUGAGUUCCUCCAUGAAGACUACGAAUUUAGGUCAGAGGAUGGGCGACAACAGAAGUUUUGAUCUCAUCCAAAAUCGGAUUGAAUCUUUAAGUGGAAAGAUGGACAAGCUCAUCAACCUUCAAGAGAAGGUCCUUAUUCGGCUAGAUGGCAAGUCCGGUGCGACUGAGAAGGAAGAGACGGAGAAUGUCAAGAGCUUCGUCUCAACUGUGGAAGUCAAUCAGUCGCAGGGACAGGACGUCAAGAAGAUAUACCAGGAAAUGAGCACCAUCAUGUCGGUGGUCAACCAGCGGUCUGAGAUUCAGACGCAGAAGCUGGAGGGGAUGGAGAAACUGGUCCUCAGCAUGCAGCAGGUGAUCAGCUUCAUCGGCGAGACGAUCAAGAGCUCCAGGCUUAUGGAACUCAUGUUCAAAGGUCCGGCUGACAGCAAGGCUAACAAAGUCUCAAAGAGGAAAUCAUCUGACAAUAUUAAAAAGCCAGACAAGAAAACUACCUCUAACACAGCCCUAAAAAAGAAUGAAGAGGUCUCACUGUCAUCUGACACAUCAGAGCACGAUGGACCAAAGCAUUUUGCCGCCCCUCGCAAUUACGGAACCUUUUUGAAGAACCAGAAGAAAGAUGGCGCAGAAAAGCCUUGUUUGAGCCUCGAAGCUCCAAAGACGAUGAAACCCCCAGACACUGAAGACACCUCGUUGCAGAAGCAAGUGCAGCUUCAAAAAGACGUUCUGAAACUCAACAAUGAGAAUGCAGAGAAGUCAGCUCAGCAGUUUAGUGCCAUGUUUUGGAAUCUGGAAGCGUAUGUUCCCGCCGCAGACCCCGACAGCGGCGAAGAUGUGGAAGUUACCGAGGAGGUGGUUGAAGUGGAGGAGAUAGUGGAGGAGGUCAUCGAAGAGCUAGAGGAGGAGGAAGCACUGAAGGGAGAAGAAGUGGUGGAAGAAGUGGUGGACGAGGUGGUGGAAGAGCUGGAAGUGGUAGAGGAACUUACUGUAGAGGAUUCGCAAAAUUCUGAAUCGGACAACAACGAACAAUCAAAUUCAAGUGACGAUUGCGAAGACACCUUCCUGGACGCCAAGAUGGAGGUCAGCGUCAGCAGCGGCUCCUUUGAGACCGAAGAACUUGUUGUGGUGGAGGAAUACACCGAGGUGCUGGAAGUUGACGAGGUGGAGGAUGAAAAGGAGGACAAGAAUGAGGACAAGCAGAAGCCGCAGGAACAGAACCAGAACCAGGCUGGGCUUGAGUCCCAGUUUGAUCUGAAAGAAACAUUGGAGCCAGAGAGGGAUGAAAACAAAGCCGAGCCCGAGGACGAAAAUGAGCCUGAGGAUCAACCCAAAUACUUGAUUGACACCGCUCCUCCCCCGGCAGCGCCGUUUAAUCACCGCAUCGUGUCGGCCAAGCCCAACCAGAUCAGCAACUUCUACACCAUCAACUGGCAGGAAGUCCUGGGAGGGGGUCGUUUUGGCCAAGUGCACAAAUGUGUUGAAAACUCAUCCGGUCUGACGUUGGCGGCCAAGGUCAUCAAGGCCAAGUCUCAGAAAGAAAAGGAAGUGGUGAAGAACGAAAUCCAGGUUAUGAACAAUCUGGACCACGCCAACCUGAUCCAACUCUACGCAGCGUAUGAGUCCAGGAAUGACAUCAUCCUCGUGCUGGAAUACGUGGGCGGAGGCGAGCUGUUUGACCGGAUAAUCGAUGAAAACUACACGUUAAUGGAGCUGGAUGCCGUGGUGUUCAUCAGGCAGAUUUGUGAGGGCCUGCAGCAUAUGCACAAGAUGUACAUCCUCCAUUUGGACUUGAAGCCGGAAAACAUCUUGUGUGUAAGCAGGGUGACCAAUAAAAUCAAGAUCAUCGACUUUGGCCUCGCCAGGACAUACAAACCCAGGGAGAAGUUGCGAGUCAAUUUCGGUACGCCGGAGUUCUUGGCCCCGGAAGUCAUCAACUACGACUUUGUGUCGUUUAACACGGACAUGUGGAGCCUCGGCGUCAUCACGUACAUGCUUCUGAGCGGCCUCUGUCCUUUCCUGGGCGACGACGACAACGAGACGCUCAACAACAUUUUGGCCUGCCAGUGGAAUUUUGAAGAGCAAGAAUUUGUGGACACGUCUGAAGAGGCCAAAGAGUUCAUCACCAGGCUCCUCGUCGUCAAUAAAACCUGGAGGAUGGGAGCGUCCGAGGCCCUGAGACACCCUUGGCUGUCUGAUUCUGCCCUUCAUCAUAAACUUAAUACCAAGAAAACUAUGUGCCGAUCUCGACGGUCGUCAUGUGUGCCCCCAACAGACAGUUGAGGGCACCACGAUGGCUCCAAGCUGUGGCCACUCCGGACCAAGCUACCUGUCCCCUCACACAACAACACUUUGAAAAGAGUGAAAUUGUAAUAUACAUAAAAACUUUUUUUUUUAACUUUGCUUGGCAUUUAAAAGCCAUUUUACUGUACGACCCUGAAAACAUUUUUUUCUUAAUAAAUCACUGGCAACAGGCGGAAUAAUAUCCUUGUCCCAAAUCAGCAUUUUUCAGGAGACCCUUAAAACGGCACAUUUGGUCAUUUCAUCUUCAAAAAGCGUGAGCUAAUUCUGACAGUAGAUUUCUCAAAUAUUUGUCAAAAAAAAAAACACAAGUGAACUGAGCAUUAGUACAAAUUUGUGAGAAAAUUAUACCAAAUUAUGACUCGUUUCAGAUGACACCAGUGAUAUAUAUUUUUUUUUAAAAAAGCAUUGGAUUAUUUUUUUUUUGCAUUUGCUAUUCGGACACACCUGAUUGAACUUAUCUAGCUGCAUUGAACACGCAAAAACCAAAGUGAGUCUCACUUAGUGUUACAACAUUGAUUUGAAUGUAGUCUGCAUAUUAUUCUGCCUAUUAUUGUCUUCACUAAGAGUUUGUGAAAGGUGUAAUUAUGAUUCUAUACCACAACUGCAGCAUAAUUAUUAUUUUUUGUCACACACACAUCCUCUCUGUGUAUUUUUUGGUCGACAAAUCCGAACAAUAUAACAUCCAUGUGGCCUACUGUAUGUUGUUGCUGUCAUGUAGUGCGCACUUUAUAACAAUAUUUAUUCAAGUAUAAUCAAAACCUAUGUAGGUUCCACCGCUCUGUUUCUAUUUCUUAAUGCAUCAACAAAAUGUCUUAUCAGCUGAUUGCUUCACUCUGUAUUACUGCACAAAACUAGUAUUUUUUUAUUUUUAUCUUUUUUUUGUAAUUGUACUGUAUGCAUGAGCUGCAAAGCCACGCCGGCCGGCGCCACUUGAUCAGAUGCUUGGUUCCGCCUUCUGUGAAGGCUCAAUGUGUAAGUGAAAGGAACACACUAUCUACCUGUUGUUGCCUCAUAAGUGGAUGACACUUAGUACGCACAUUUGCAGGGUUUCUUGUUGAAAUGUCAGAAUGUUUGGAUUGUUGACGUUCAAUAGAUUACUCUCACACAAUUCAGCAUGAUUUGUUUUUUGUAGAGUGUAAAUGUAAACACGCAUUAAACUGAUGUCUCAAA